AUGGAGGAGGAGAUGCCCUCAGCGGAGGAGGGGCCCAGCGUCCCCAAAAUCUACAAGCAGCGCAGCCCCUACAGCGUCCUCAAGACCUUCCCCAGCAAAAGACCCGCGCUGGUCAAGCGCUACGAGAGACCCACCCUGGUGGAGCUGCCGCACGUCCGGGCGCCCCCGCCGCCCCCGCCGCCCUUCGCGCCGCACGCCGCGGUCUCCAUCAGCAGCAGCGAGCCUCCGCCGCCACCGCCGCCGCCGCCGCCGCCGCAGCAGCAGCAGUUCCAGGCACAGAGCUCCUACCCACCCGGGCCCGGCCGAGCUGCCGCUGCCGCCUCGUCGUCGUCGCCGUCCUGCACGCCUGCGGCGUCCCAGGUCCACCUGAGGACUCCGGCGCCGCCGCCCGUCUCCCCCGCCGCCUCGUCGUCGUCCUCCUUCGCCGCCGUCGUCAGGUACGGCCCGGGCCCGGUGGCGGCCGCGGGCAGCAGCAGCAGCGCGGGCAGCGACGGCGGCAGCCUGGAGCUCAGCGCAGAGAGUCGUAUGAUCCUGGAUGCCUUUGCCCAGCAGUGCAGUCGAGUUCUUAGCCUCCUAAAUUGUGGAGGAAAACUCCUGGACUCCAACCACUCUCAAUCCAUGAUCUCUUGUGUAAAGCAGGAAGGUUCGAGUUAUAAUGAGAGACAGGACCAAUGCCACAUUGGAAAAGGAGCCCACAGUCAGACCUCAGACAAUGUAGACAUAGAGAUGCAAUAUAUGCAAAGGAAACAACAAACUUCUGCCUUUCUGAGGGUUUUCACUGACUCACUACAAAAUUACCUGCUCUCGGGGAGCUUUCCGACUCCAAACACCUCAUCAGUCAGUGAGUAUGGCCACCUGGCAGAUGUGGAUCCUCUAUCAACCUCCCCCGUGCAUACGCUAGGUGGCUGGACCUCCCCAGCAACGUCCGAAUCCCACGGUCACCCAUCCUCUUCUACACUGCCAGAGGAGGACGAGGAAGAGGAAGAAGAAGGCUACUGUCCUCGAUGCCAAGAGUUGGAACAGGAGGUUAUUUCACUGCAACAAGAAAAUGAAGAGCUCAGAAGGAAAUUAGAGAGUAUCCCAGUGCCCUGCCAGACUGUUUUAGAUUACUUGAAGACAGUACUACAGCACCACAACCAACUCAUGGUACCACAGUCAGCUGACCAGCCGACUGAGGGAAGCAAGCAGCUGUUGAACAACUAUCCUGUCUACAUAACGAGCAAACAGUGGGACGAGGCUGUAAACUCUUCAAAGAAAGAUGGGAGACGGCUCCUUCGAUACCUCAUCAGAUUUGUUUUCACGACCGAUGAGCUUAAGUACUCAUGCGGCCUUGGGAAAAGGAAAAGGUCAGUGCAGUCAGGAGAGACAGGUCCUGAAAGACGCCCUCUGGAUCCAGUUAAAGUAACAUGCCUUCGAGAAUUCAUUAGGAUGCACUGUACCUCCAACCCUGAUUGGUGGAUGCCCUCGGAGGAGCAAAUAAAUAAAGUGUUCAGCGAUGCUGUGGGUCACGCCCGGCAGGGGCGGGCAGUGGGAACAUUUCUGCACAACGGUGGCUCGUUUUAUGAAGGGAUCGAUCAUCAGGCUUCGCAGGAUGAAGUCUUCAAUAAAAGUUCCCAGGAUGGAUCUGGGGAUUAG
Messenger RNA from Orycteropus afer afer, 1635 nucleotides. It is a transcript of the gene BEND4, whose product is annotated as BEN domain containing 4. The record is from RefSeq and is a predicted model, not a curated record. The transcript has 5 exons. Gene Ontology annotation, molecular function: DNA binding. The coding region runs from base 1 to 1635 and encodes 544 amino acids. NCBI's taxonomy places the organism in Eukaryota, Metazoa, Chordata, Mammalia, Tubulidentata, Orycteropodidae.